GCUUCAUUUCCGUUCCCUCCUUCCGCCCGUCCGCUUCCCGCUCUCCCGUCUCCUUUUCCAAGAAAGCCCACACCAUUUACAAGAGCGGAAGAGAGCGAGGGAGGGACAGACAGCGGAGCGGCGGCGGCGGCGGCGGCGGCGAUGGGGAUCCAGGGUUUGCUGCCGCAGCUCAAGUCGAUAAUGGCGCCCAUCAGGGCGGAGGACCUGAGGGGGCAAACGGUCGCCGUCGACACCUACUCCUGGCUCCACAAGGGCGCCCUCUCCUGCGGCGACCGCCUCUGCAAGGGCAUCCCCACCACCAGGCAUAUCGAGUACUGCAUGCAUAGGGUUAACUUGUUGCGGCACCAUGGCGUGAAGCCAAUUCUUGUAUUUGAUGGAGGCUUUCUGCCAAUGAAGAGCGAACAAGAGGUCAAACGUGCAAGGUCACGAAAGGAAAAUCUUGAGCGUGCCAGGGAACAUGAAGCAGCUGGGAAUUCCCGUGCUGCUUUCGACUGCUACCAGAAAGCUGUUGAUAUUACACCUAAAAUUGCUUUAGAACUGAUCCAGGUACUGAAGCAAGAAAAGGUUGAUUAUAUUGUUGCGCCUUACGAAGCAGAUGCACAAAUGACGUUCUUAUCUGUCAACAAACUUGUUGACGCUGUAAUUACCGAGGAUUCAGAUUUGAUACCAUUUGGCUGUUCUAGAAUUAUUUUCAAGAUGGACAAAUUUGGGCAAGGUGUUGAAUUCCAGAUAACACGAUUGGAACGAAACAGGGAGCUGGACUUAAAUGGAUUCACGAAACAGAUGUUACUAGAGAUGUGUAUUUUAAGUGGCUGUGACUAUCUUCCAUCCUUGCCGGGAAUGGGUGUCAAACGUGCUCAUGCACUCAUCCAAAAACUUAAGAGUCAUGAGAAGGUAAUCAAGCACCUGAGGUACAGUGCUGUUUCUGUUCCACCUCAAUAUGAAGAGAAUUUCAAGAAGGCAAUAUGGGCAUUUCAGUUUCAAAGGGUCUAUGAUCCUGCGACAGAAGAUAUUGUUCAUUUGUCUGGCAUUCCUCAUGACCUCAGCGAAGACGACUUUCUGGGACCAUGGUUACCACAGGCUGUUGUUAAAGGUAUUGCUCUAGGGGAAAUUGAUCCACUUACAAAGGAACCAUUUGAGGCCAGCAUUCCUUGCAGUGCACCUGCUGCUGAUAAAGGUUAUCCGGUCAAGGAGUCUAUUAUUCCUUCAAAUGGAAAGAAGAGGCUAGAAUUGCCUGUGCAGAAAAACAUAUUGACAAAUUACUUCUGCUUAGCAUCGCUUGAGGCAAAACGGAAGUUCAGGGCACCUAAGGUUACACCCAAGCAAAAAAUGUUGAAUGAAUCUUCUUUUCCGAGCCGUCAGACUGAAGACUCUGGCACCCCUGAUUCAAUUGAAGACACUAGCUUGCCAAUGAAUAAUAUUCAAUUCUCUCAGUAUAGUUCUGAGCAUUUUAGCUCUGAACCUCCUCGAGAUGAUUCAAUUGAUGCUUCUCAACGUAGUACUGGUCGUGCCUUCCCCUGGGACGAUUCAGAUAGUGUUUCACCCCACUGUAUUUCUCGUGAUAUUGGCAGUGGUCCUCUUUCUAGGGAUCAACACAUUGAAGAUGCAGAGGUUGAGGUCAGUUAUUGCAACACAAGUGCAAUGCCAAUAAGUCCUUGCUUAGAGAGGACUUCGCCUGGGAUAGCAGAUCCAUCAUUAAUUUCUCAUAACACGGAACCAUCGAGAUCAGUGCCACAUUAUGCUGAAAGUUAUGUGGCUCCUACUGUAAGGAGUUCAUACUUCAAGAAAGAUAAGAGGGUUUUCACAAAUCAAGUAGAAGACCAGUUAGAUGAUGACGAUGAUGAUAACGCUGAGACUGGCACUUCCACUCUUUCUGGAAUUCAACCGGGGAACCCUGGAGGUGUUGUGAAGAGAAGAAAACUUUGGGAUCCCCAAAAUUUUGAAGACGAAACAUUGCCACCAACUAGUUCACAUGACAGUCCAACAGUUGAUGAAGGCUGUGGUACUGAUUCCCUUGAUGACAUCGACACAAAUUCUGAAGGAAGAUUCGGAUGCAAUGUUUCCCAUGUGAAUAAUUACAGUGGCAUCGCGGAGAAAUCGAUGGAUAAGUUUGCUGCACUGAUAUCAUCUUUCAGAUACGCAGGCUCCCGUGCCAGUGGCCUUCGUGCUCCUUUAAAGGAUGUGAAGAAUACCCUUUCUGUGAGAUCUAUUCUCAGACCCCCGGAACAGAACCUCUGGUGUACGGCUAAGAAGACCGCGAGAGGUCGUGGUUCACGAAGCAGAUCCAGAAGUGAUGCCUCGAAUAGCGCCGACGGUCCUCCUGAUCUGAGCGCGUUUGCACGCAGCCCUGUUUUUCUUCCUGAUCUGGGGAAGGUCACCGAUAAAGAUGCACCGGCAAGAUCUACUACUGGUGGUUGUCUUGAUCAGAGCAGGAACACUCGUAAAGCAGUGGGCACUGUUGUCAGUCCUGAUCUGAGCACAUUUGCAUACACACCCACGACUACUGCUAGUCGUCCUGAACGGAGCAAAGUCUCUACAGCUAUAAGGACUGCAGACAGUCCUGAUCCGAGCACAUUUGCAUACCGACCCACGACUACUGCUAGUCGUCCUGAACGGAGCAAAGUCUCUACAGCUAUAAGGACUGCAGACAGUCCUGAUCCGAGCACAUUUGCAUACCGACCCACGACUACUGCUAGUCCCUCUGAGCGGAGCAAAUUGUCUCCUACAGUUAUAAGAACCGCUGACAGUCCUCCUGAUCUGAGCACAUUUGCAUAUAAACCCAUGAAACCUUUGAAUGGCAGCAGGUUUGCAGGGACAGCAUUAGUGGCUUCUGGACGAUAUUCUCGAGGCCGAUUCACAUAGAACUGCCGAUGAGUCUGUUACCUUUUAUGAUAUGGGCGUGUUUGCUAUUGCACGAAAAGGCCAGCCUUCAUGCUUUGACCUGAGCAAACUUAGAUCUAGCAGCAAAUGCUGUCAAAUGGUGUCCUUGGCCACCCAUGGACCUGCAGUCCCGAUGAACCCCUGAUCUAAGAUCACCCCUUUUUGCGCCAACAGAAUGGAAGCAUGAAAGAAGAUGGCAGUCGGUACCUGUAGAGGCUUGGUACUUGACUUCAUUUUUAUCCCAUGCAAAUGCAAGCUGAAGCAUGUAUGGUCUGGAGGGGGAGGUAGCUGGCAGCAGGGGCUAAUAGCUUCAGUUUCAGAGACCACCGUGUGUGGUGUGCAAACCUAGCACAUGCCCAUUUCUGUUCUUUCCUGGAUACUGUUGUCUUUUGAGCAUUAGUAUAGGUGUUACCUUCUGUCAAUUCCCAAUCAAGAUGAAUCAAGGAAUUGUACAAUAUGUUGUAUUGUGGUUUGUGGAUUCCGUGUAAUUUGUUGUUGGGUAUAGUAAUGAUCUUGAAUGUACUAUUUGUGUAUUGAACGGACUGGGUUUUUUGCUCUCCGGACCGGGCGAAACCUUUAUCGAUACCGUUUGUUAAACCCUCAAGAUGCUUCUUUGUA
Molecule: messenger RNA, 3498 nt
Organism: Triticum aestivum (bread wheat)
Lineage: Eukaryota; Viridiplantae; Streptophyta; Magnoliopsida; Poales; Poaceae
Product: exonuclease 1
Exons: 14
Coding region: 142-2862 (906 amino acids)
Molecular function (GO): metal ion binding; 5'-3' DNA exonuclease activity; 5'-flap endonuclease activity
Source: RefSeq, a predicted model, not a curated record